GAGAGUUCGAGAGAAGAAGCAGAGGAGAAAAAUGGGAAGCAGAGCAGCCCUUUUCGUCUUAGUACUUUUACUGUGCUAUGGAUUGGCAAUUGCUGUAAGUUUUGUUGAAGACGAAGACUGGAGGCGUGAGAAGGAAGGGGGGGAGGAAGACUGGAGGCGGGAGAGGGAAGAGAGGGAAAGGGGGAGGGAGAGGGAAGAAACAGAGGAGGAGGAGGAAACAGAGGAUUGGUUCUUGCUUCAAGACUCGAAGGAUGUGGUGAAGACCAAUGCAGGGGAGAUGAGAGUGGUGAGGCGCCUUGGAGGAAGGAUUCUGGAUAGGCCCAUGCAUAUUGGAUUUAUCACCAUGGAGCCCAAGUCUCUGUUCAUUCCUCAGUACUUAGACUCCAGUUUGAUUCUCUUCAUCCGCAGAGGGGAAGCGAAGAUUGGAUAUAUAUACAAAGAUGCUCUGGCGGAGAGGCGAUUGAAAACGGGGGACGUUUACCGGAUUCCAGCCGGCUCGGCUUUCUACUUGGUGAACACAGGGGAGGGGCAGAGGCUUCACAUUAUCUGCAGCAUUGACACUUCUGAGAGCUUGGGCCUUCGCACUUUCCAGUCUUUCUUCAUUGGUGGAGGAUCCUACCCAACAUCUGUUCUUGCUGGAUUUGAUCGGGAAACGCUUUCGCAUGCAUUUAACGUUUCAUACUCACAACUGAGAGAGAUCUUGAGCAGGCAACGGGAAGGUCCCAUCGUUUACGUGGAAGAUUCUCGUUCGCCAAGCGUGUGGGCGAAGUUCUUGCAAAUGAAACAGCAAGACAGACUGCAACAGCUCAAGAAAAUGGUGCCGGACGACUUCCAGGAAGAACCUGUUCAUCGUCAAGAAGAGCUAACCUGGUCGUGGAGGAAGCUCUUGAAUUCGAUGUUGGGAAAGGAAACCAAGAGAAGCGACGACAAGGGCACCGGAAAAUCGCCGGACUCCUACAACCUCUACGACAGACGCCCCGAUUUCAGCAACAACUAUGGAUGGAGCGUUGCUCUCGAUGAAUCUGAUUAUGACCCUCUCAAACACUCCGGAAUUGGCGUUUAUCUCGUCAAUCUCACUGCGGGAGCAAUGAUGGCGCCGCAUGUGAAUCCUACUGCAACAGAGUACGGCAUUGUGUUAAGAGGAUCUGGAACGAUACAGGUUGUGUAUCCGAAUGGAACAUCUGCCAUGAACGCUAAGAUAACGGAAGGGGACGUGUUCUGGGUGCCAAAAUAUUUCCCCUUCUGCCAAAUCGCAUCAAGAACUGGUCCAUUUGAGUUCUUUGGAUUCACGACGUCGGCAAGGAAGAACCGACCGCAGUUUUUGGUGGGUGCGAGCUCGGUUCUCCAGACCAUGCUAGGCCCCGAGCUCGCCACCGCAUUCGGUGUCGACGAGGAAAGACUACGGGAGGUCGUUGAUGCUCAGCAAGAGGCUGUUAUACUGCCGUCGACUUGGGCGGCGCCACCGGACGACAGGAAGAAGAUGUUUGCGAGGAUGCCGAGUAUCAUCAAGAGCUUUAGGAAUGAUAUGAUUAUGGGUUUUGAUUAGAAUGCUAGUGUUAGUUAAAGCUAUUCUAUCUAUUCAGCUUUUUUUUUUUUUUUUUGGGUGGCUUUUCUUCUCACUCUGGUUCUUCUUCCUCUUCGUUUAUGUUAGAGUUUGUUCAUGAGUUUCCAGAGUUGUGAAUAAGAUCGACUUGUGUUUUUUUUGGUUUUAACUUUGAUUUACAUAAAUCUUUAUCCGCUUUGCUUAA
Messenger RNA from Corylus avellana, 1748 nucleotides. RefSeq names its product vicilin-like seed storage protein At2g28490. Lineage: Eukaryota; Viridiplantae; Streptophyta; Magnoliopsida; Fagales; Betulaceae. The record is from RefSeq and is a predicted model, not a curated record.